GCCACUGAGUCAGUGAGUGAAGAUGGCCGGGGCGGGAGGUCCCCAUAUCUCUAACUCUCCCUCCAAUCUCUCUCGAAGUUUAGAUAGGAUACUUGCCGACGCCCAGGCCACGUGUGAGUUAAGACUUAGUGGGCGCAAGUUAAAGGAAUACCCUAAAGGUGCGGCCAAGUAUAAUCUGAGCGACACUGUGGUGGCAGAUUUAUCUAAGAAUAGGUUUAGUGAGGUGCCCGGGGAGGUGACGGACUACACAUCUCUCGAGCAACUCAACCUCUACCAGAAUGUCAUCAAACACCUUUCAGACUCCCUGGCGGCCCUUCAGACUCUCACACACCUCAUUCUCAGCCGGAACCAGCUGUCGGUGGUGCCUGGGUGCGUGUGCGCGCUCUCUGCUCUUCGCGUCCUCGAUGUCUCUGGCAACCGUCUGGUGAGCCUCCCGGAGGAGGUGGGUCACCUCAGUAACCUCAUGGAGCUCGACGCCUCCUACAACCAGCUCGCCCACCUGCCUCCUGCCCUCGGCGAACUCGACACCCUUCGCAGACUCAACCUUCGGAGGAACCUCUUGCAGACACUCCCUCCAGAAUUAUGUUUCCUACGAUUGGUAUUUAUGGAUCUGAGUUGUAAUCGUAUAGCGACGUUACCCACAGAACUGCGCUUCAUGUCCUCCCUCAUCACUCUCACUCUCGACAAUAAUCCCCUCCAGCACCCGCCUGCUAAUCUUUGCACGAGAGGGCGUGUUCAUAUUUUUAAGUGGUUAGAGAUGGCAGCAGUGAAGGAGGACAAGAAAAGAGGCAUUUUAACAACGGAAGCAGAGUUCCGAAAACUGCAAUUGCGAAAGCCAACUUCUUGCACAGACUUCAGGUUUGUGAACGGGUUCUUCGACCCCCGGCACAAGCGUAGUACGAUGGAUAGUGGGUAUAGUACGUGUGAAAGUCUCGACCAGAGAUGGUCGCAGGAGAGUCAAGAGAGCAUGGAAUAUGAAGAUCCACGUAAACUGGCCGUUCGGGCUGCCGCAUGUACCAAGGAGCAACGACAAGAACGAGGACGUGGUGGCCCUUCAUCUCGGCCAGUCAACGGCAUUCCUAAUGGAGUAGUUAGCCCAGGAGUGAAUGGCUCUCAGGCAUCCGUUGAGCAAGGAGUAAAUGGGUCAUGUUACGGAACACAACAAGUUGGGGAGCACACGACCAGCGGUUUGUCAACACCAAGCACGCUGAGUCCGGGUGAUGGAUUCAGCUUGGAGGAUGAAUUUAAUAAGGCCCUAAAGUUGAGACAGGACUAUGAGAAUGUUUAUGUGAAUGAUCAUUCGCCUGUGAAAGACAGCCAAAGCAACAGUGGUGCAAUUUGGAAUGUUGGGAGCAGCAGCCACAGCAGCAGCAGCAGCAGCAGCAACAGCAACCACAGCAGCAGCAGCAACGGGGGCAUCACCCUUCGCCACCCCCCCGAGCCCCCCCACCCCCAUAACCCUGAUCCUGGAGGGGGCUACAUCCCCCCCAAUCACCCCUCUUCCCAACAUUCCCACGCCCACGUCCCCACCUACAGGGAAUAUGUCGAAGCCAAAUUACAAAAGCGGGCGAUGGAAAACAAUAAUAUCUAUAGGCGGCAAGCAGGAGAAGGUGGCGGUCAUUUAUCUGAAAAUGGGACACACAGAUCAGCCGAGAACCUGUCCCACCGAGGUGAAGUUAUGUCGCAGCCUCGGCCAAAGACGGUGGGGGCGGCAAAACCUUGCAACGGUCUUGAUGGCUAUUCUCAGAGGUUGUGUAGUCAACCACGACCACAAGACCUCAGUCGGGAGGACAUGACGCGAGCAGACGUCAAGACUAUACAGAAGGAAGCUGUCUUGUCUUAUAUAAAGUCUCGUGUUAGUCCUACCAAAGGAUCAGCCUCUAAUUCGCCGGAUGUGAGCUUUGAUUCUGGAGACGGCUCCUCUUAUCCUCCCGGCCAUGCCAAUUCCUCUCAUUCCCAACACGCUGUGCCACACACCAACUAUUCAUCUAGUCCAUACACCAGCCAAACUAUAAAUUAUUCAGUAAAUGUACCCCCAGCAACCAGUACACAAUAUCCUAGUAGUAGUAGUAGUAGUAGUAGUAGUAGUAACCCUUAUACAAGUACCGGCCACCACACGUCAACACUUCCACCACAGACGUCCACCACCAGUACGUACACCACACGCGGAAGCACUAGUUCUCUACCUAAAGCGCCCACUACAGUCAAGGCCAGAAAACGAAGUGGUGGAGGACGACCUUUUGAUCCAGACUCUUCUCCCGCCCAUCUUAGUUUUACAUAUAGACGGGAAUUGGAGAAACAGCAGCAUGAGAAGCAGUUGAUUGAAAAUUUAAGAAAUAUCAUAGAGACAAGAUUGAAAGUAUCGCUGCCAGCAGAUAUGUCAUCGGCGUUAAUGGACGGAGUGGUCCUUUGUCACCUGGCAAACCAUGUCCGCCCCAGAUCUGUCUCUUCCAUCCAUGUUCCCUCCCCAGCUGUGCCAAAACUGACAAUAGCAAAGUGCAGAUUAAAUGUUGAAAACUUCCUUGAAGCGUGCAGAAAGAUUGGUGUUGAAGAUGAAUACACCUGCACUGCUCAUGAUAUUCUGGAAGAGAGGGGGACCGUACGUGUGGCCAUCACCGUCGAGAGACUGCUGCAGUUCUAUCAAGGACGCCACACGCCCAUUUCUCCCCGAAAUCAAACUCCAGUAUGACACUUUUCGUGACCUCCCUUCUCUUACUCCCAGUAUUAAAUUAUCUAACUAUGAUUCAUCAGUGUCCUGGGAUGACUGUAAUUGUGCAGUGUAACUCAGCUUUCAGUAAUUAAGUGAGGAUAAAGUUUGCAUACACUCGGAAGUUAUCUUUCAACACCAGCAAAUGUAAUCCCAAGUUAUUGUAAUACUUUUGAUUCCAGAAAGUUUCUGUGUGUGUGUGUGUGUGUAUGGAUAUGUAUGCAUGUAUGUACCGUCAAUCAAUAGGUGUGCAGGUUACAUAUGUAUGUACAUACAUACUUUAUAUAAAGUAUAUAUAUAUAUAUAUAUACACAUGUAUACAUACACACAUAUACAUACUGUAUAUUCCUUUUGAUGUUAUAAGAUUUAAAGGAAAGUUUGAGUUUGUGGUAGAUGGUGGUCAAGCCACUUGACGCCAGUAAUACUGUGCUUCCCCUGCUUGCUUUCUUCAAGCCAAAGGCAAUGUAUCAUCCUCAGCCAGUGGAACGUGCUGUUGUAAACUGUGAAUGUCAUAUCAUUUAUUACUUUUAUUCAUUACUGGUUAGGAUUUCAUCAUCCAUGACUCAUUUGCUCACUUGUCUUCAAUCAUUCCUAAGUUUAUUUUAUACAUAAAGAUGUGGUGUGCUUUUAAAGUGUUCCUUUAGUCAUUUUUUAUAUUUUUAUUUGUAUUUGGCUCUCUGAGCAUUGUACUUGCAACCACUGUGCUUGUUACUCAGCUCUCUGAGCAUUGUACUUGCAACCACUGUGCUUGCUACUCGGCUCUCUGAGCAUCGUACUUGCACCCACUGUGUUUGUUACUCGGCUCUUUGAACAUAGUACUUGCAACCACUGUGCUUGCUACUCAGCUCUCUGAGCAUCGUACUUGCACCCACUGUGCUUGUUACUUGACUCUCUGAGCAUUGUACUUGCACCCACUGUGCUUGUUACUCGGCUCUCUGAGCAUCGUACUUGCACCCACUGUGCUUGUUACUCGGCUCUCUGAGCAUCAUACUUGCAACCACUGUGCUUGCUACUCAGCUCUCUGAGCAUCGUACUUGCACCCACUGUGCUUGUUACUUGACUCUCUGAGCAUUGUACUUGCACCCACUGUGCUUGUUACUUGGCUCUCUGAGCAUCGUACUUGCACCCACUGUGCUUGUUACUUGACUCUCUGAGCAUUGUACUUGCACCCACUGUGUUUGUUACUUGACUCUGAGCAUUGUACUUGCACCCACUGUGUUUGUUACUUGACUCUUUGAGCAUUGUACUUGCACCCACUGUGCUUGUUACUCGGCUCUCUGAGCAUCGUACUUGCAACCACUGUGCUUGCUACUUGAGCUGGAUAUCACCUGCUACAUUUCCAGAAAUGAAUGUAAGAAAAACAGUCCAUUGUGUAAAGUAUUUUGUAGGACCGAUGGAUUACACUAGCAAGUUGGUACGAAUGAAAUUAUUUGUAGAAGUACUUUCCUGUGCCAUCCAUUGGAACAUUUGAUAUAAAAAGUUGUGUAACUUUUAAGACUGGCAUAGUUUUCAUUACUUUUUUUUAGUAUAAAAAGCAUGAGGUUACUUGCAAGGCAUAAAUCUCUUAAGACAUUUUGUUUGCUUUUUAACUGAUAAAACAUUUAAAUUUAGUUUCUUACACUAUACACAAAUUAUAUAUAUACUGUAUAUAUAUAUAUAUUAUAAUAAUACUAAUAUACAAAAUAUGAACAUUAUGUAUUAGUGAUAUAUAUAGCUAGUGUUACCGAGACAUUAUCUGGGAUGAUAGGAUCCAUACCCCUGUAGGGUAUAAAGUACCCAAGCAAUCAACUGGGCACACUAAAUUAUCAGGACCAAAACAAAGCAAUUGACUAUAGUAUGUGAAGAAACAAAUUUGUUCCCAAACUAUUGUAGGUGCAUUAAAGUUGCUAUGAAUUAUGUAUUGCUUGGAGAGGACAAGUUGUUUUCUUUUAUCUUUUACCGAGACGCAAGUCACCUGAAGUGCAAAUAUCAGACGAUGAAUUUUGUCAUUAUUUGAUGGCCUUAGGACACAUAAUUAAGAGGUAUUUUUGCAGCCUUUUGAAAAUUAUACUUUGAAAGUUAUCAAUAUUAAUUUAGAAAGUGUACUGGCUAAGGCCAGUUGGGACUAACCGGUGGAGUGAUCGCUGACUUCAAUCAGCGAUUACUCUAUAGCUGACUGGAGUGACUCGAACUUUGAAGGUUACUACAGCAUUUUUUUUUGCUUAUCUUCAUCUGUGAGGUUUGAGGUGAUGUCCUCAACAUUGAAUGCAUACAUUUCCCACAAUGACUACUUCAUUCCAGGACCUGUUUGGCCCUGCUAUCUGACCCAUAUAUUUUGAUGUUUAUAGUCUAAAGACUAUACCCACCCUGAUAAUUUCCACAUGGACUGUGGAUGUUCAUGUUCGUUUACUCCCAGCCAGAAUAGCAUCCACAUCAUAGAGGCCCACUCCAACGAGGUGGCUGUUUGCCUAGCUGUCCUAUCUUACAUUGGUGAGCCCCUAGUUUGGCUCUCAAAGAAUGUCUUAUUAAAUGCCAACAUUGAAACAGUCUCCUUCCACUCCAUAUUGAGAUGGGGGACAAAGAAUUUAAGGACUGUCAUGAGGAUAUCUAUAUUUAUCAUUACUAAUAGGGUGAUGGAGUUGUUGCAAAAUGUGUCAGCUUAGAAUAGUGUGUAUGGAAAAUGAAGUUGGGGCAGUACAAGCAGCCAAAAAAAACUUUGAAAUUGUAUUUUUAUUAAAUAUUUAAAAAAUAAAAAGCAUAUUUCCAAUUGUUCUGGUUAAUAAAUAGUAAUCAUUGAUGACCAAACUACACAUCAGAAAAUGAAGAAACGCCAACAUUUAGGUUCAUCCUGAACCAUUAUCAAUGUUAUUGCUUACUUCACUUCAUAAUGGUCCAGGACGGACUGAAAUGUUGGCAUUUCUUCAUUUUCUGAUGUGUGGUUUGGUCAUCAAUGAUUACUAUUUAUUAACCAGAACAACUGGAAAUAUUAUGCAUUUUAUUUUUUAAAUAUUUAAUAAAAAUGCAAUUUCAAAAAGUUUUUUUGGGCUGCUUGUACUGCUCCAACUUCAUUUUCCAUACACACUAUUCUAAGCUUACACAUUUUGCAUCAACUCCAUCACCCUAUUAGUAAUUAAAAUUGUGGCAUAAAAUUCCACUGUUAUUCUUACUCUUAUAAAUAAUGGACACAGUUGUCUAAUGUUGUUAGAAAUGUUCACCUUUUCUAGCAAUUUCUAUAUCUUGAUUAGUACUGGAUACCUCGUCAUUUGCCUUUGUGUUGUCACUUGUUGAAGCUGCUAACAACACUGCUAUACUAUUAUCUGUCGUGGUGAAUCAAUAGUCUGUUAUUGGGCAGUAAAUCCAUGGUUGAAAGUUCUGUUGUUUGUACACAGCAACAAAAAAGCCAAGCAAUGAGUCACAAAAUGACUCCAUCGAUGAGUCAUCGACUUGAGAAUGGUCCAGGACAGACCGAAACGUCGUCGUCCCUUCACUUUCUAGUGUGUGGUCUGGUCAACAAAAAGACCAAGGCAUGUGUAGGUACAGAAUGGGUGGCCCGCGGCAAGUGGCACCUGUUGAGAUGUCUGGUCAGUGUUCGAGACAAUGAAAAUAUUAGCAUCACAGUUUAUUUGCACAUUAUACAGUAUGUGGUGUGGGAAGAACUGAUAGUCAACUCCCAGAUAAUGGCUUGGGCAACUUUAGUGGUUUAUAUAUAAAGACCAGUGUAAUAGUCAAAAUGUAAACAGUUAUGAACAAGAAAACACAAGAAAUGUAAACUUAACAGAUUUAACUCUCAAAGUGUGAUUAUCAUCAUCUUGCAUCGAUUUACAGGGUAAUGUUAAUUUAUACAUUAAACAUACAUUAAUUUAAACCAUUGUUGUCUGGGUUUUAUGUCACUGAUGCUAAUAUGGAUGUAAUAGCUCUAUAUGGAUCUAGUGAAGUUUACCUUGACACAUGAAAAAUUCCUGCAAUUGUUUUAUGAUUUCCUUACUGUGGAAAUGCAGGUAUUGUAAAUGUUACUAUGGUAAUGCAGCAAUUGUUAUGGUAUAAAAAUCCAGUAUAAAUACAUAUGUAUAAUGAUUGUAUGGAUACAAUUCUGUGGCUGUAAUGAAGUAUACCCGAUCAACCAGUCAUCAUUUGAACAUAAUAAUGAAGAAAUUUCAAUAGGCGUAUCGGCCCAUACGAGGCCAAUUCUAUUUGCCUGUAUAUUGAUAUAAAUAUGCUAACGAGAGGCAGCAGCGAUUUAUAUCUAUAUCGUUUCCAUUAUUCAUAUGAUCGAUUACAUGGAUAUCCAAGGUUAGUAUAGUAUUAAGAAUGUGUGGCUCGGGGCAGCAUAUUUCGUUGACGGAGCUCUCAUAAUGACAGAGGAGGUAGGUGCUAUGGGCUGCCACACACUGAAUUUGUACGUGUCUAACUCAUCCUUCACCGACUUGUGCAGUAGGGUCAGAUAUGGAGCAUUCUUCCGAGCUUAUAAAUAUAAAACGAUCUUCAAAGUUACUGGGAAGAGUUUUACAAUUAUAAUAAUGUUAUGAAAUAUAAUACAAUGUACAUUUACAAACUAUACAGCACUUAAAAUUUUGUAAUUUCAUUAGGACAGUAGACAUCAGAUUUGCAAGAGAUUAUGAAAUGAGGCUGAUAUUUAUUGCAAGGCAGUGACAUUCUAUGUUUAGCACAUUGUGUAUAUGUAUAUAUAUACAUGUUUUAUCUUGAGGUCCACCACACCUAAGGUCAAAUGACUGACCUUUCCCAGGAUAGAACCCCACAGGCUGACUCCUGGGGACCUACCUAUUUGCUGCUUGGUGAACAGGAACAUUAGGUGAUAGGAAAUGUGCCCAACCAUUUAUCUCCUGCCCGAGAUUCAAGUCCGGAAUUCCUGACCAAGUCUAGAAUAAACCCGACUGUAUUACCUGUUGAAGAGGGCCCAGUUUUGGACAAGUGUUAUGCUCAUAUUUCUUGUGAUUUUGUUCAUAAGUAGGCUUACAUCUUUCUACAUAAAACAGUCUUAAAAGAAAUUCCACACACACAAGCAACUUAUGAUUUCAGUACAUUAUGCUUCAUCGUGGGGUGGACUCGUCCUGUCCAGAAAUUUGUAACAGACCACAAACUGGCUAUUUUUGUAAAUUUAAGCGUUGUGGCUACAGAAACACACACUUACAAUAGGCACACAAUCUAUAGUGUAUAUUUUGUACAAGGUCUUGAAUCUCAAGUCUCCAUGCUUGCAUCCUUCUUUUAUAUUGGCAAUGUAUAUUUCGAGUUUGUUAAGAGGGUCUCCAGAGUGCCCCUCAAUGUUGGUAUUUGAGCUGGUCAAGAGUGCAAUAUAUUUUUACAUUUUUUAAGAAUUGUACUUAAUAGUAAAUUGCCCCAUACUUUUUUUUUAAUAUAAAUAUAUACACAGUAUAUAUACUGUGACUGCUUACAGAUGACACUAAGUCCGAGAUAUAUAUAUAAUGGAUAGUGUAAAUACAUUAUAUGGUUUUGUUCAUUUCCCAUUACAUUCAGCUCAACUUCCAUUUAUUGUAAAAUGUGUAGACGAUGCUGUGUUUGUAGAUGAAUGUAAAUAGAAAAUAAUAAAUAUUCACCAAAGACAUA
This is a messenger RNA of Procambarus clarkii (red swamp crayfish), 8269 nucleotides long. RefSeq names its product Leucine-rich-repeats and calponin homology domain protein. The record is from RefSeq and is a predicted model, not a curated record. Gene Ontology annotation, molecular function: protein binding. NCBI's taxonomy places the organism in Eukaryota, Metazoa, Arthropoda, Malacostraca, Decapoda, Cambaridae.